This is a messenger RNA of Corythoichthys intestinalis (scribbled pipefish), 14933 nucleotides long. Its product is annotated as probable E3 ubiquitin-protein ligase HERC1. The coding region runs from base 431 to 14707 and encodes 4758 amino acids. The transcript is spliced from 79 exons. NCBI's taxonomy places the organism in Eukaryota, Metazoa, Chordata, Actinopteri, Syngnathiformes, Syngnathidae. Gene Ontology annotation, molecular function: protein binding; ubiquitin-protein transferase activity. The record is from RefSeq and is a predicted model, not a curated record.
ACCCCAGAAGAAGACGAGGGAGCGAAGGAGGUGGAGGAGGAGGAGGGAAAAGCCGGGGAAUGAUGAUCUAUUUAUCCGAGUAGGAGCUCCCUCUUACGGGACAGGUAGACUGACGACGCACUAACGGUGCUCCCGAGCUUGUUAACAUGACAGCUGCUUCAAGCUACAAAACGUCUGAAAUGUAUUGCAGCUAAUAUAGAUGUCAGCGCUUGUUGUUCUCCAUCGUCACACGCCCGCCUGGACGUCACCGAGCAGCGGGGCUUGUUUUGCCGCCAGCUGUCACCCAGCCACCGAACCCAAGUGUGGGGGGCUUGUUUGGCCACUGUAGUCCGCCCUGGACACGAGCUAAUUCGGGGAAGCGAGAAGCUAGGACUGCGGGUUAUCCGUUCAGUCACCGAGGUCCUCGUCAGGGUGAAGAUAAUGCUCAGAUAUGAUGCCCAGUCAGGCUCAUGUGUUGCUCAAAUGGCAGGAACACCUCAACAGCUCCUGGGCGGCGGAGGACAGCUUGCAGACGGCCACCAGGCAUGGGGCGGCCACCCUUUACAGCAGACUCCUCCACAACAAGGAGGUGGUGAGUCUAGCCCAGCCCGUCCAUGAACUCGUUAGCCCUCGACUGCCUGACUUUGAGUGCGAGUCCUGCGCUGCCGCGGAGAAAGAAGAGUAUCUUUUGUCUCUGCUGCAAAGUCAACGAUGGCUGGCUCGCCGCAUGCUGACGCAGACCCGAUACACACAGGGUCUUCACCACAAACUGGUCGUUCUGCAAAGGAUCUUUUACGCUAUUCACACCAAGUACCACGACAACUUCCGAGCGCAGCUUCCCCCACACGCCGCGCCCAGCGGCACGGAUUGUGGACACCUCGAGCUGGCCUCUGAGCCUUGCGUGCCAGGCGUGUUGCCCAGAGUCAAGUCGGGCACGGAUGUUCUGAUCGAGAUGGGCGUGAGGACAGGUUUGAGCCUGCUCUUCUCACUGCUGCAGCAGAACUGGAGGUACGCGGCUUCCGUUCAGCCAGAGUCGAUGCUGUGCAACGACGUACUGGCCACCGCCUCGUCCGUGCUGGCGUCCCUCCCGCCGCUAUCCCUCGCCAAUGAGAGUAAGAUCCCCUCAGUUGGGCUAGACUGCCUCACGCAGGUGGCUGAAUUCCUAAAGAAGACAUCAGUGAGCAGCGGGAGCGGCGGUGCUGACGUGACUGGUAGGAGGCUGGCCCUGGAGCUGCUGCUGGGCCUGGCCAUGCAAAGAGGUUCACUCAAGUUUCUCCUGGAGUGGGUGGAGGUGGCUUUGGCGGCCUCCAUGUGUUCACGCACCUCUGCGCCAUCGUCCUCUGCACUGAGCUCCAAGCAACCCGCUGGUGUGGGAUUUGAUGUCAUCCAACAAACUCUACUUCAGAUGAGACAGUUUUCGGGUUUGACUGGAGACACCAUCAACACUCCAAUCCUCCAAAAGGACACAGACGGACUUUGCCGACUCUCCCAGGCGGCCCUUUGUCUCUUCGAGGAGAUCUGUAAUUUGGCAUCUUACUGCCUGUGCUCCUGCAAUGCUAACGCGGACGCUCCAAGCGCUGACAGUGACGCCGUGGUGGUGUACGUGUGGGGCAGCAACAGCAGCCAUCAGCUAGCAGAAGGAACGCUGGAGAAAAUUUUGCUGCCCAAACCAACGCAGGGCUUUAAUGACGCACAAAUGAUCGAGGCCGGCCAAUACUGUACCUUCUCAGUGUCGGCGGAUGGCGCUGUAAAGGCAUGUGGUAAAGGCAGCUAUGGCCGCUUGGGCCUGGGCGACUCCAACAACCAGUCCAUGCCAAAGAAACUGGUUCUCGAGCCCCACAGGAACAUGAAGAAGGUGUCCUCCUCUAAGGGAUCGGAUGGUCAUACCUUGGCCAUCACCAUAGAGGGAGAGGUGUUUAGCUGGGGUGAUGGAGAAUAUGGGAAACUAGGACACGGCAACAGUGCUACGCAGAAAUACCCCAAAAUCAUCCAAGGACCUUUGUCAGGCAAAGUUGUCGUGUGCGUGUCUGCUGGCUACAGGCACAGUGCUGCCGUGACCAACGACGGCGAGCUUUACACGUGGGGUGAAGGCGACUUUGGCCGACUUGGCCACAGUGACAGCCAGAGCCGCAACACGCCUACGCUUGUGAAAGACAUCAGCGGCGUCGGCCAGGUGGCGUGUGGCAGUUCGCACACCAUUGCGGUUGCUCAGGACGGACGCACCGUGUGGUCCUUCGGAGGAGGCGAUAACGGUAAACUCGGCCACGGUGACACUAACCGUGUUUAUCGGCCAAAAAUCAUCGAAGCCCUGCAUGGAUGCAUCAUCAGGAAAGUGUGUGCUGGAAGUCAGUCAUCUUUGGCGCUCACCUCUGCAGGACAGGUGUUCGCGUGGGGCUGCGGCUCAUGUUUAGGGUGUGGCUCGUCUGAGACCACCUCCCUGAGACCCCGAUUCAUAGAGGACCUGAGCAUCACAAAGGUCAUCGAUAUCUCAUGUGGGGAUAGCCACUGCCUGGCACUGUCACAUGAGAAUGAAGUAUAUGCCUGGGGCAACAACACCAUGGGCCAAUGCGGGCAAGGUCACACCUCAACGCCAGUUUCCAAACCAAAAAAAGUGCUAGGUCUAGAGGGGGUGUCCAUCCAGCAGAUCACUGCGGGGACCUCCCACAGCUUGGCUUGGACUGCGGUGCCGACUGACAGGCAGCUGGUGGCGUGGCACAGGCCUUUCUGCGUGGAUCUGGAAGAAAGUACCUUCACUUACUUGCGCAGCUUCCUUGAAAGCUACUGUGACGGCAUCGGGGAUGACACGCCCCCGGCGCCAUUCUUAUCCCAACGGGAGCAUCAUCAGUUCAUUUUGCUAUGCAUGAAGCUGCUUUCUGUCCAUCUGUCCCUGGCUCAUGCCGGGGGGACUGGUGCUAUGGUGUUGGGAGCCCAAGGCAGGCCCCUCCGCAACCUGUUAUUCAGACUUAUAGACACCAACAUGCCUGACUCCAUACAACAGGCGGUUAUGAAUACGCUCUCCAUCGGCGCUUCGCUCCUACUUCCUCCACUGAGGGAACGGACUGAACUGCUACUCUCCCUCCUACCUCAGGGCCCGCAAAGUCUAAAUGUGCUCUCCAAAGGGCAACGUCUUCAGUUGGACAUGGUGCUCAGCAGCCUCCAGGAACAGAGUCACAUGGCAUCUCUGCUGGGCUACAGCAAUUUUGGGGAUGUGGCGAACCUCGCACCACCUCUGAUGGCCGCCUCGUCUGCCAGACCAUCCUCCUCCUCCACGUCAUCCGAAGCCUACGACCCAUUUCAUUUAGCAGAGGUCCUGCUCAGAACACUCCUGCUCAGUAUUGGCUUUUACACGGAGCAAUCUUUUGGCGAAUUGGAGAAAAACAGUGAUAAACUGCUCUCAAGCGAUGGUGAAGGAGAGUCAGAGCCUCCUUCACACUUUCACCAGCUUCUCUCCGGACUUCACAAACACAUGCUGGCUCACUGCUACAUCCACUUCAGCCCCGAGGACGACAGCAGUGUAAAAUUACUUGGUGAGCAUCUUCAAUUGAUGCUUUCGUGCGCUGCAGAGACACUUCGAAGAUCUGCCAAGUUGCUGAAGAAGAGCUUUGUGGACAAGCAGAUGAUGAAGAAGCUGCAUCUGGUGUUGUACAACUCCAUGGCAGGUAGCCUGCUGUGUCAGGUCAUGUACUCGCUGCUGCUGCUACCCCUCAGCGUGGUCCAACCUCUGCUUGGCCAUUUGUUGGACUUGCUGCAGGACCUGGACAGUUUCAACAGGUUAUUGCCGGAGACUGGUAUGAUUGAGGAGCAGGAGUUAGAGGUAGAAGGAUCAACACUCCCCUCAGAUAAAAGAGAAGACCAGGAGAUAGAGGAGGAUGAGUGUACAUGGCUUUGGCUGUUAGAUCUGGAGCGCUCUGUAGCACUAGCGGUCGGCCGUUGCCUUGGCGGGAUGAUGCAAGGGCUUCCACCCACCCCUCAGGAAAAGACCUCUGAGUUCUGGUUAUCCAGUAUGCUUCUCCGGAACGGCCUUGAGAUGGACUUUGAAGAGCUGGACUCAAGCAUGGCAUGGCUGACCGAAACGGUGGUGCUGGGUGGUAGCGAUGCAAGGCUGACAGAAUUGAGCCUGAACCAGGAAUCUCUGGCAUUAUUGGAGGUGGCACUGGGUUCCUCCAGGGGAACUGCUGGGUACCUGCUGCAAAAGAUGGAGGAGUACAUGCUCAGCAGAGAGUGGGAAAGCGGAGGAACAUUGGGUGAUGCUUUGCUGGAAGCUGUCUGUCGCUGCAGCUUGGCAGCACUUCUCAAGCACACAGGGAUACCAGAUAAAGCCUGCUGGCAGGACAGGUAUGAGCCCUGCGAAAUGCUGUUAGACGUCUUUGAACGCGUCUACAAAAUCAGAAUGUCUCUGUUGGUCCAUAAAAACUCUCCUAGAACCUCACAGGUCCUCGCUGCUGCCAAGCAGAGUCCUGGUGCAGAAGAGCCAGGAGUUCCAUUGGUGAAAGAUAGCGAGCGGCUGCUUGUAGGGCAGUGCAAUCAGGAGGUGCAAGUGCCACCGCCACCUGAAGCCAACCAUAAUCAGGACCAGGAAAACACAGCAGAGGAUCCAUCUGGAAGCAAUCGGAUAGAUCUUACAGAAGUCCUGGAAUCCUUCAUGGCAACCCGCGAAGCCAUGCACGUACAGCAGGAUGUGACUGUGUACGAGUCCUUCGGGACUUCUACACUUCCGGGCACCGCGGAGAGCCCAGUCAGUCCCCACAGGGAGGUGGACAGACAGCAUUGGGACAACGGGAAAGAGGUGGUGGAGGAGAGCUUGCCCUUCCCCGCUGCCUGCCGGCUGCUCAUCUCCCGCUGCCUCUUUCUCCUGCUGGGGGUCCGCGCUGCCUGGGUAGAACCUAGUGAAGGGGAAGUGAGUCAGGCCACCAUUUCUGGCUCCAGGGCAGCUACUGAUUCUUUUGGUCUGAGACAGCAGUCUGACCAAUCAAAGACCUCCUUGGGAUCAUACACAAACAAAAUAGGGUUGCCUCUCUGUUCUUUGGACGUCAUGAAAGACGCUUGGGAUCGUUUGCGUCAGUGCAUCAGCCCAAACUCCCCAGCCGCGGCCCACUUUGGGGACAACACCUUGCCGAUCCUUGAUGAAGCUCUCCGGUUUGUGUGUGGGAACAUAUUAAAGUUUACAGAGCCCACUCAGGCUUGUCAUGAGGCUGACCCAAAAGCCAUUGCCUUUGCCAUCCUGCAGCAGCAACACAGGGCCGAGGUGCGCCUGGAUGCCUUCCAUCAGAUGUCAGCUUUCCUUUCCAAGAUGGAGGAGAAGAGCUGCUCUCCACACUCUCCCGCCUUGUUGCAGUCAGUGCAGCUCCAGUUUCUCUCCGGAUGCUUCGCUUUAGGAACGCAAAUCAUGGGCCCUCCCAUGGGUGCUCAUUACGAGAUGUGCCAUUACACGGCUGGCACGCAUUCAGCCGCCAUUGGCAAACAAAGGGAGUUGCAAUAUGCGGCCCAUGCUUUCUACCAGCAAGUGGUGCACGUCCUCAGACAGAGGGUCUUGCUUGAGAGAAAAAAUCCAGGUUCGUGCCAGCACCUCCUGCUUGCCACCAUGUUUGCACUGAACUUCAAUUAUCAGCCAGCAGACUUGGUGCUAGUGGUAAAGCGCGGCAUUCUGGAGCUGCUCUGCAUGCUGACCGACAACAGCUGCGCCCUCAUGAACCAGGGCUGGCUGGCUGUCUCCACAUCGGGAUGUGCGCUGCUGAGUGGCGCUGUCAAGCUGGCGUGUACGCGGCUGCUGCAGAUCCUUGUAGUCGCUUCCAGCUCCUGCGAAGAUCUCCUGCCCCUUGAGAUUUCCCACGCACUCAUGGAGGUGAUGUGCCAACACCUUCAAAAUGUACUGCAUGCAUUCCAGCAACAGCAGGCGGCAGAGAGAGCAAGAGAGGAGACAGUGUCAAUGGAGGAGGAUGAGAAGAGUUUAAAAGGAUCAGAAAGCAGCCGAGUACUUGAAUGUCAGCUUGCGGACUUCUUGGUAUUCCUCAGGCGGGUGUUGUCCUCACGAGUAAUGAAAACGUUCUCAUCCUUCAUUAAGUGGGUGGACCCGCUCAUGGCCAUUAUUUCCUACAAGUGCACUUUAGGAUCACCAUGCUUCCAAAACCUUCGCACAAAGCUUUUGGCCUUCCAUGUUUUGGAACGAUUGUUGCCUGCUUGCUCUGAGCCUGAAUAUGUUCAAAAGAUUGUCAAACAACUCUUCCAGCUGAUGUCUGUUUACAUGUGGGAGCAGCCUCUGGCUGACAUGAGCCACAAAGAAACGACUGUAAAGGAUCCGGGGAAUGCCGGCAGCAACGAUGAAUGUAUUUCCAUCGGCGAUUUUUCCUUUGAUCCGCAUAAGAUAACGUGCUGCUCCCUAGAGAGCGGGAACGUCCUCUCGCAUGGCACUGGUGGAAAAGGUUAUGGCCUUGCUACCACAGCCAUUUCCUCUGGAUGCUUUAUAUGGAAGUUCCACAUUGCCAAAGAACACAGAGGCAAUGAGGGUACGUGUGUGGGUGUGUCACGCUGGCCAGUCCGCGACUAUAACCACCACACCACCACCGACAUGUGGCUUUAUCGGGCCUACAGCGGUAACCUGUACCACGGUGGCGAAUUGGUCCGUACGCUCCCUUCCUUCACGCAGGGUGACACCAUAACGUGCAUCCUAGACAUGGAGGCUCACACGGUGUCUUUCGCUAAAAACGACAAGGAGCCAAAGUUGGCGUUUGAAGGUGUUGUUGCCUCCGAGCUGUACCCUUGCGUGCUAUUCUACAGCAGCAAUCCUGGAGAGAAGGUGACACUAGGGGACCUCCAGAUGCGAGGCAUGCCCACCAACCUGCUACCUGGGGAGCCACUUUGCAGCCCGCAGAGCACAGCUCUGAUAGAGUCCACAGUGCAACUCCUGCGCCGGCUCCACCAGUACGACCAGUGGACACCACACAUCAACCAAUACAUCCAUACCAAUCUGGAGCUUAUCGGUCCCAUGUUAAAAGAGGAAAACCUGGGAGGCUUUGCCUCAGGACAUGCAUCGACAGACAUUGAUUCAUCCUACAAGGAAAGUGACUGUGAAAUUGCUCCACCUGAAGAAGACCCUCAUCCAAGCCUCCUAUCAGAAUCCAAACUAUCUGCUUUGUGCACUAAAGUGUGGCCCGUACUGGCAUUGAUCGGCGGUGUGGAUGGCGGUCUCCGUGCUGGAGGCUUGUGUCUACACAAGCCCAGUGGGCGCAAGGCCGUCCUGCUCGGUGUCCUGAAAGAGAGGAGCUCUCUGGCCAAGCUUCAGUGGGAGGAACCUGACCUCUCUAUCAGCUCCACGAAUUCUUGGUCACCCAGCGACACGCCCAUCUCCUCGCUGGAGCCCUGCGACACUACCUGCUGCGAUGCAGCACGGCUCGGAGGCAUCAAACCAGCAGUGCUCUUGGAUCUCAUUUAUCUUAUUGGGCUGUUGGAGGAGCGCGGCUGGCUCGGAGCUCGUGUUGCUAUCGCCGAAAAACUGUCUCAAGAGGGCGGGAUGCAAUAUUGCCUGGAUGAGGUAGAUGAUCUCACCUCAUAUGAAGAAGAAGUCAAGGAGAAGGUUGAAGACGAUGGGAAGGCGUCCGGCAAAGAUACAAUGAAUGUCCGAGAAGAUCCGACGGGACCUACGCAGACCAAAUUAAAUACCUUCGCCUUGGAGCUCAGAGCAAUCAAAGUCUCAUACCUUCUCACCGGGGCCUUGAAAUCCCUCGCUGUCAUUUUCAACUGUGAAAAAUUGUCAGAUUUGCUCUCCGGGUCCAAGCAGAACGCAACUUCGUCUAGUCCUAGAUCCGACCGGGAAAAAAGUGGAAGUAGUGGUGGUGAGCAAUGGGACGAGAGUGCCGAACUGAGCUCCGUGCUGCAGUACGUGGUGCAGAGCAUGGUCAAGUGGGCAGUCCGGCCGUGUCCCAUAAAGCAAAGAGUGUCGCUGGCAGACCUAGAGAGGGCUCAAGUCAUGAUCUACAAAGGUGCACUGAGUGGACUCCAGGAUAAAGAAUGCAAAGAAUCUGGACACCACUCAGCCUCCCAGCCCAUUUCUAAGUCCUCCAGCUCCAUCUCUUUAUACAGCAUUGGCUCAGAAGGCACCGCCAUCUUUGGCCAGUCUAACCAAGCCUCUGCAUCGUCUUCCAACAUGGAGCUGGCCUCAUCACUACCGACAAACCUGCAGGCUGAUAGUCUUGAUCAAUUCAAUCCUUUCCUACCCAUCAGCCUUCUUCAACACAUGGUGCUAACACGUUUCCCCACGCUCACCGGAUUGGUUAGUGCCCCUCCCUGUGCCGCAUCCUCUUUCAGCCUGGCUAGUUCAGCCUCGUGUGAUGCCUUCACAGAGCAGCAGACCAGUUUCAUGGAACCCGGUCCAUGCAGCACACAGGCUCGAAGCAGCCUGGUCCACUUUUCUUUUUCUGUUUCAUCACCAGAGCGGACACAAAUGUUUGUCACCAGCCGCUUGCUAGAAAUGGGAUUCACUAUGAGACAUAUCUACUGCGCCAUGGAGGCUGCAGAUGUUGCGGGUGAGCUGGACUCUCGCACCAUUGAGGUGUUAGCCAGCUGGAUGCUGGAGCACCCCCUGACGGAAGAACAACAGACCGCCGAGUCACCCAGGCAGGAGGUUGACCCCGACACACCGUCCUCCGAUGGACCAGAGACGGUGCAGUGCCCCGAACGCCCAGCGAGUCAACCUACCGAGAGCUUUACAGCGCGUCUUGACUGGAUCGAGCGAGAGAACUUCUUAGAUUUCCACCUGACAAGGAACAGACCUCCUCCUGCAAGGCGGCGGCGUUCAGGCCCAACUCAAAGGACUUCUUUUCGGAGGCCAGGAGUUCCCAUCUCUUCAGAUUUGCCGUCACCCAGCCCCAUCCCGCAGUUGUAUCAGCAAAACGCAACCGAUUGGCCGGAAUACGUGGAGUUUCAUCCUUUCUCCACGGAGGAGGAAUCCGAGCUUGGAUAUAUGGACGACGUAUACCACGAAGAGACGUACGAGGACAUGCUAACCCCCUUUUUCAGCCUGGAGAGAGAUACUCUACACAUAGCGGAGAGCGGGGAAGAACACAGUCCAAUGGUGAAGUGCGAACUAUGCAGCACUCUCACCCUACAAUUUAAUAACCACAUCAAGCGUCGACAUCCUGGAUGUGGCCAGAGUGCAGCUCGCAAGGGAUACGACAGCACCGGCGCCUACGUCGACGUCUGGUUUAAAGGGGAAUGCGGCUCCAACUUCCCCUUCUACCUCCUCUGCACCUCCUGCAGGGAAAAGUACCUUGCUACCAAUUCCAAUGACCCGAGUUCCAGGAGUGAAAGGGUUAAAGGCCUGACGAGUGAUCUAAUCGGCCGUUUGGACAGUACCUCUGACGAUGACUGGGAAAUUAACCUCCAAGAAGAGUGUGACGAAGACAGACUGACAGGACUGGAGGACUUUGGGCUUUUAUUGAGACCGUUAGGACUAAAUGAAAAGAAGCUGGUACCGGACCCCAUUGCCUUUACAGAGCCUGAUCCACUGGGAGCUAUGGUUUAUACUUCGGCAGACCCCCUGAAGGCUAAUCCCAAAGGGAACGCUAUUGUUGAGCAGAAGUUCUCACUGAGUUUGGGGCAACAGGCCUUAUCUCUGAGAGACUCUCACGACCGACUAAAAGCUCUAAGAAGAGUGACCUCCACAGCUCAGAUCUUGCUAGCAUAUGGCAUGGUGAUGCGAGCCCUUUCCACGACUGCUUGCAGCCCGUCCAGCGGACUGGACUCGUUGGGCCUUGCGGACAUACGCAUCCUGGUGCGUCUGAUGACGCUCGCCACGGCAGGCAGGGCUAACACAUGUUCGGACAGACGAUCCGGCGGCGAGGAGCUAGCCUCUGAGCGCGGCAACUCCAGUUGCCUCAGUUUCCUGACGGCAGCCAUAGGCAGCGUGGUGUCCCACAGCCCAGCUGCCUACAGGCAGCUAGUGGAGAUAUGCACUCAGGAUUUGAUGGCAGCGGCAACAGGAGUACAUAUAUCCAGUAGUAUUGCACAGCAGCAAGCUGUAUUAACAGUCAGUCUGGCGGCCCAGCAGCAGCAACAGCAGGCGAGGGACUGUAGUGAGCACCCAGCAUCCUUUUUGGUCACGCAGAGCCUUGUGGCUUUGCUCACAGAGAAGGGAGCUUAUUGCCAGAGUGCUGACAAGCCAGAACAUGAGGCUCAUGAUGCAGGACACCAGGGGCUAUCUUCUACUGGCCCUUCCACACACCGUGGCACAAGAGUGGGCCCUCUCGAGCUUGCCAAUGCUCUAGCUGCAUGCGUCCUGUCCGCCAUGCUGAGCAGCCAGCACCGCCAGUGGGCGGCAUGGCGGCUUGUACAAGCCCUAGCCGCAGCAGGGCGAGACGGACCUGGGCGAGCUCAGACUUACAGCGACCUUGCCGGCGAUCUGCGCAAAUGUCCCAUCAGAAGGCUGGAAGGGCACUAUAAUAAGAUUGCCACCUGUUCAUGGAACAGUGAGCAGAAUUUGCUGGCUACUUGCUCCCAGGAUAAAGUUGUGCAACUGUGGAGUAUCAGUGAGAACAACGCCCAGUUGCACACCACCUUCUCCUGUAUAACCAGUAAAACACACAGAACCAGCUCCGAGAGGGCGGCAAGAUGUCAUCAUAUGUCCUUGCCUGUGUACUGGAGCACAGGCGGAGACUUCCUGGCUGCCCCUGAGAACAAACACAUCACCAUCAUGAACAUUAGAGGCUCUCACUGUCACACAGAAGCUCAGACGUCCCGGGUUACAGCAUUGUGUUGGGCCGCAGCCUUUAGUUUAUGGCUUCUUGAUCAGCCUGAGGCGUACAAAAUCCGACCCACCGAGAGUUUGCUAGUGGGACGGCUGGACGGCUCUCUGUGCUGGCUUCGUGUCACCAUGCAGGAGCUCGAUUUGCUUGUGAAGACCACAGAGCUAACCCACUGCAAUAGGACGGAGGCCCCACAGUGCGUGGCGUGGCACAGUGAGGAAAAGCCAUUUGCAGUCGGCUACCCAAGCGGAAAAAUCCUAGUGGGGACAGCUGAGACCUAUGAGAGUGAACCCUUAGCGGUGCUGCCCAUGUACCAGGAUGGUGUAAGCUCCCUCAAAUGGGAUCCAACGGGGAACCUGCUGCUGUGUCUGGGCAGGUCCGAGGUGGUGAAAAUCCUCGGACCCUCGGGGGGCAAGUGGGUGACUCUUCACUCGCUUGCGCACUCCGGCACGGUCAACGUUGCUGAAUGGUGCCCCCUCACUGGCCGAACCCCCGACCCUAUGCUUAUGAUGGCGACAGGUUGUCAGAACGGCUCUGUGCAUGUGUGGACGUUACCGCAAGGAAGUGCUGGCAUUUCGCAGUCACCCAUACUGAACAGCCCUAGAAGGGCCAAUAUCAUGGAGAGUGCAAAGUGUGUCUUUGCCCUUCAUGGUCACAUCACAGCAGUGAAGUCACUCUCGUUUUGCCCCAGUGGUUUGGCUCUGGUUUCUGGAGGAAUUGGGGGACUACUCAACAUCUGGUCCUUACAGGAUGGUUCAGUGUUACAGACCGUUACAGGUUUGGGGUCAGUCAUCAGUACGACGUGGAUCCCCAAAAUGGGUGUUGUCGCCUGUUUUGGAAGGUCUAAGGACGUCUUGUUGAUCUGCUGCACUCCCGACUGGAUCACUCAGAAUCAUGUGCUGGCCUCUUGCCGCAUGGUCCUAAGAAGCCAGAGCAUCCUGGGUUUGCAUCGGGCUCCUUGUUUGGCAGUGCUACUGGAGAGACUCCCCUUGUUGUUGCAGGAGCAGUAUGCCUAUGAGAGGGCACACGUAGUCAUCGGUGACCAACUAGUCCACAGUGCCUUCCUGCAGAGCCUAGCCUCCCUCGCUGUCGGUUUGUCCCUGGAGGACCAUCUGUGUCAUUACCCGUGCCCGCCACAUCACGCUGACCCCGACAGCCAAUCCUGCCCAGCUGAGUGGAGAUGGCUCGCUACUUACGCCACUACCGUGCGCAGCGCCGAGGCCAUCGCCAGUGGCAUUGUCUUCCCAGAGUCCUUUGCAGUUCCAGAGUUAGAAGAGGGGGAUGAGGAUGAAAUUUCAAAGGCCCUGGACAACAGUAAGUGGAGCUACAAGAUGGAUGAACAGUUGAUGUCCUGGGCAACCACCCGACCAGAGGACUGGCAGCGAGGGGGAAAGAGUGAGGUGUACCUGUGGGGGAAUGGCCGCUACGGACAGCUGGCGGGUAUGGGGACAAACCCCAUGACACCUACUUUAGCGCCUUCUCUGUUACAGACGCAACAGGUGGUGUGUGGUCAGAACUGCACUUUCCUCGUUCAAUCCAAUGGGACCGUUCUAGCCGUUGGAGAGGGACAGUAUGGCAGGUUGGGACAAGGAAAUUCCGAUGAUCUAUAUGUCCCUACUAUUAUCUGUGCUUUUCAAGGUUACGUGGUGACCCAACUGGUGACUUCCUGUGGGUCGGAUGGACACUCCAUGGCGCUAACUGAGACGGGGGAGGUAUUCAGUUGGGGUGACGGUGAUUUCGGCAAGCUGGGACAUGGCAACACUGAAAGGCAGAGGAGACCUAAACAAAUUGAGGCUUUGCAAGGGGAAGAUGUAAUUCAGCUCGCCUGUGGUUUCCGGCAUUCCGCCGUGGUGACGUCCGACGGCAAACUGUUCACUUUCGGUAGUGGUGAAUCCGGACGUCUGGGUCAGCGGUCGACAUCCAACAAGAUGCUGCCAGAGAGGGUUGCUGCACUGGAGGCUUACCACGUAGGACAGGUGUCGUGUGGUCUCAACCACACUCUGGUUUUGUCUGCUGACGGAACGAUUGUAUGGGCAUUCGGAGACGGAGAUUACGGAAAAUUAGGGAUUGGUUCUGCAACAGCGAAAUAUUACCCUCAGAAAGUGGAGCAGCUGUGCAAUAAAGGAAUAAAGAAGGUCAGCUGCGGAACUCAAUUCUCUGUGGCCUUGGCUUGUGAUGGACAUGUGUACACAUUUGGACAAGAGCGUCACAUUGGCCUGCCGGAUUCUAUGCUCAAGAACAAGUCAUGUCCUCAGGUGGUUCCGGCUUUGAGUGGCCAUUUUAUAGAGGAUGUGGCCCUGGGCUGUGAGCACGUCCUCGCAUUGUCCUCCACUGGAGACGUUUAUGCCUGGGGGUGCAAUAGUGACGGACAGCUUGGACUGGGACAUUCAAACCCAGUAAAGGAGCCCACACUGGUGACGUCCCUCCAGGGGAAGAACAUCCGGCAGAUCUCAGCAGGUCGCUGCCACAGCUCUGCAUGGACGACGCCCUCUCCUUCUGUUAAAACUUCAGGUGGUUCUGGGAGUUAUCAGCUAGGUCUUCCUCAGUCUGUCCCUCCCCAAUACAACACGUUGAAAGGCUGCAGCCCUCAUCUGCUCAGCAUGCGCCUCAGGGUACUGCAUCACUUUUCUGAUCUCAUGUACAAGUCAUGGCGGCUGCUGAACCUUGACACCAAGAACAUGGUGUCCACUUCAAGGUACAGUUUAGGGACAACAGCAAUUGUCCGGGGUGAGCUCAGAGGUCUUCUCUCACCUAAAGUCAACACGCUGCCACUGGUGCGCUCCAUUGGAAGAACUAUGACCCAAGGAAAAACGUACGGGCCACAGAUCACCGUGAAACGAAUUUCCACAAGAGGGCGCUCCAGCAAGCCCAUCUUUGUGCAAAUCGCCAAGCAAGUGGUGAGCCUGAACCCUCUGGAGCUGCGACUACCAUCCCGGGCUUGGAAGGUUAAGCUCGUUGGAGAGGGAGCGGAUGAUGCCGGUGGAGUGUUUGAUGACACCAUCACAGAGAUGUGUCAGGAGUUGCAGUCGACUGUGGUGGAUCUUUUGAUUCGUACACCCAACAGCUUUGCCGACGUGGGCAGUCACACUGACAGGUUCCUUCUCAACCCAGCGGCUCUCUCCAAAGAUCACAUGGUUCAGUUCCGCUUCCUAGGCAUCCUCAUGGCGGUAGCGAUCCGUACCAAAAAGCCUCUGGACUUGCAUCUGGCACCGUGGGUGUGGAAACAACUUUGUUCCAUGCCGCUGGGAGAGCCCGACCUGGAGGAGGUUGACCUUCUCACCUACCGCACUUUACAUGGCAUUCUCCAUUUGGAGAAUAGUGGCAUCACAGAGGAGAAUUUCCAUGUGAUGAUCCCCCUGGAUUCCUUCGUGGCCUACAGUGCAGAUGGAAGGCUUGUGCCAGUGGUUCCAGGAGGCCAAAACAUUUCCCUCAACUUUUCCAACCGAACGGAAUACGUGGAAAGAGCCCUGCAGUACAGACUUCAUGAAAUGGACUCUCAGGUGGCUUCGGUCAGAGAGGGCAUGUCGGCCAUCAUCCCCGUGCCGCUCCUCUCCCUGCUGACCGCUCAGCAGCUGGAGCAGCUGGUGUGCGGCCUGCCCGAGGUGUCGGUGGAGACGCUGAAGAAGCUCGUGCGCUACCGCGACAUCGCCGAGAGCCACCAGUUGGUAGCCUGGUUCUGGCAGAGUUUGGAAGAGUUUACCAACGAGGAGCGCGUUCUCUUCCUCCGAUUCGUCUCCGGCAGGUCACGGCUGCCGUCUAACCCGGCGGAUAUGACGCAGAAGUUCCAGAUCAUCAAGGUGGAUCGGCCCAUCAACGGCCUGCCGACAGCUCAGACGUGCUUCUUUCUUCUGCGCCUUCCGCCUUACACGAGCCAGGCGGUGCUGGCCGAGCGGCUGCGCUACUCCAUACACAACUGCCCUUCUAUCGACAUGGACAAUUACAUGCUGACGCACAACACGGAGCCCUUGGAGACCUCUGACACUGAAGAGUGACUACGUCGUAAUGCACUGACUUUUUAAUGUAUUUUCAACCUGGACGAGUGUUGUUGUUUUGCGCUUGUGCGAGGUGUUGUGUAUUUAUUGUAGUGCUUGAAAAGAAAAGCCACUGGGAUAAUAUAGACUAUUAUUUCUUAACAUAUAAGCCACUGAAACAAUGUGCCUGUUUGUUUGAAAAGUCCAAGGAAUCUGUAAGUAUUACUAUAAAAUAAAGAGUGCUUAC